This is a messenger RNA of Brassica rapa (field mustard), 6280 nucleotides long. RefSeq lists its product as uncharacterized. Lineage: Eukaryota; Viridiplantae; Streptophyta; Magnoliopsida; Brassicales; Brassicaceae. The record is from RefSeq and is a predicted model, not a curated record.
GUAGGAACCGAAGGAUGUGUUCGUUUCGCUUUGGUAUUUCAUGAAGAGUUUGAUUCUUAAGGAGAUGUUGGGUGUACAAGAUGAAAUAGUUAGUGGGUUUUGCAGAAAGUCAAAUGUUUAUGGACCCUUUUGGUUUGGAAUCAUGCCUUAGAGUAUCGGAAAAGAGAGGUUAUUUUUAUGUUUUGAAACAUUUGUUGAUGUUAAAAUAUUGUAUUCACUAGUUGAUUAAUAAAACUUAAUGUUGAGCAGUAACAAAUGGCUUUCGGUUUCUAAUAUAAAAGGUACGCAGUAAUCCUCACGAGGAUAGGUUGCUGUCUCUCCGGUCGAUGACUGCAUCAGCUCCCUCUUUGCUUGAGCUGUACUUUUGGUUUGUUUCCCCCUAUAGUUAAUGCUUCCCAAGACUCUCUUUAAGGCUCUCCUCAAUCUCUCCUCUCCUUUUCUUUUUUUGCUCUUUGUAAUAAGUUGUGUUUCCUCACAACAUUGUAAAACUCAGAAAAUGGUUAUAAAUCUUAACAUUUAUACCAAAAAAAAAAAAAAAAUCCUCACGAGGAUCCAAGGCAAAUUCUUUAGAUUCUAAAUACAUAUUUAUUUAUUUUUAAUAUUUAAAUUAUUUCAAUACAUAUAUAAAAUUGUAAAAUCUAAAUUAUUAAAAAAGAGACAUCAUAAAAAUAACUUAUAGGCCAUAUGUUUUUGGGAAAAUUGCUAAAAGAGAACAAGAAAUCAGCAUAGUUGUCCCUAUAGUAUAAAUCUAACCUCAAGUAGUCCCUAUAGUAUAAUGUUUUCCAUAAUACCAAAAGUAACUUUUAAUUAAUCUUAUUAAACAUAAUUAAUUUGGCUUUUUAUAAAAAAUUAAAAAUGAUUCGGUUUAAUAAAGUUACCGAAAGGGAAAAAAAAGGAAGAAAAGGGGCCAAAAGCUUGAUUUCCCUAACCCUAACAUCGUUGGUCUCUCCGCCCCUCUCUUUCACGGCGAUAAAGAUGGCGAUUGUGUCUUAUCCGUUGUGCUCCCUCCGGUAAAAUCAACGACGGAACCCACCGAAGCUUCUCUCUCCACCUCUGCAUCUCUCUGCUACUCUCCGCUUCUCUCCACCUCUCUCCGCCUCUCGCCGCCUCUCCGUUUCUCGCCACCUCUCUGCUUCUCUCCGCCUCUCUCGGCGUCUCUCCUCCUCUCGCCGCCUCGUCGGUUCUCUCCACCUCUCGCCGCCUCUCCGCUUAUCGCCACCUCUCCGCUUCUCGCCGCUUCUCUCUGAUUCUCUUCACCUCUCCGCUACUCUCCGCCUCUCUGCUUCUCGUCGCUUCUCUCCAUUUCUCUCCACCUUUUGGCUUCUAUCCCCGUCUCCGCCUCUCUCAUCCGGCUAUCUGUUCUCAAUUUGCGAACGGUUUGUUUCUUUGAUUUGUCUUAGUCUUUGUUUCAUUAUUAAGUUUGUUACUUUGACUUGGAUCAAUAUUUGUUUGCUUGUGUGGAUUGACUUUUUGAUUAUGUGAACCGAUUUUAUUGAACAAUGUUAGUGUUUGUGUUUGUCUUUGUGAGUGUUACGAUACUGAUUUCGUUGAACAAUGUUAUUGUUUGUGUUCGUGACUGUUACGAUACUGAUUUCGCUGAACAAAGUUUGUGUGUAGUUGACUGUUAAUUGUCUUAGUUUGCUGAUUUGUUUGCGAGAUGAAGAUUGACUAGUUUUAAUUUGAUUAAUCGAUCUACUGUGUUUCUAAAUUUAAAUUUGAUUAGACAAUGGUGUUUGCUUUUGAUUAUUAUCUUGUGUUUGGCUCAGUUUCACUCUUACGCUUGUUUCGGACGUUUGCGUGUUUAUGCUUUGAUGUGAUGUCUUUUGGUGUUAACAACCAUGUGUUUUAUUAUCUUUUGUAGAUAUGGAGCUGGAGCUACCCAAACGAUUGUAUGCAUAGGGUUCAGAACCUCGGGUUAAGAAGAUCAACAACAGUUGCCGCAUGGAACUUAUCAGAGAUCUGAAGAAAGCUAUGUGUGCAGAGUACGAUGAUGUGAAGAGAGAUCCUGUUUUCACACAUAUCAUGGCUAUUGCCGAAAAUGAUCUCAAGUUCUCCGGGAAACUAGUGGAUAGCUUCAUAUGUAGGCAGCUGAUUACCUCAAAGCUGCAUGAGAAGUGGUUUGUUUUUGCGAGGACGCCUCUCCGGUUUUCGCUUCAGGAGUACCAUGCCGUGACAGGGCUCAAGAUUACACGGGAAACUAACAGUGACGUAGUGAAAUGGAAAAACGACAGGGGUUUUUGGAGUAAUCUACUGCACACAGGUGGUAAGAUCACCUUGCAGUCGAUCAGAAAGGUUCAUCUACAAAAAGUUCACACCUGGACUCGGCUUGAUAGGAUGAGGUUGAUCUACUUGUGUGUAAUAGUGGGUGUGGUGAUGGGGAGAGAUGAGAAGGUGUACAUCCCUCAUAUGUACAUCAAGUUGGUGAUGGAUUUUGACAAGGUUCGGAAGUUCCAUUGGGGUCUUCACUCGUAUGAUAUCCUGCUGAGUUCGAUUGAGAAGGCUAGGAAGAAGUUGGGUAAGAAGGAGAGCUACAUUUUCGAGGGUUUCUCCUAUGCUCUCCAGAUUUGGAUUAUGGAGGCAAUUCCUGAUUUUGGAGAAAUUUUAGGCAGAAGAGUCUCAGACAGCUUCGAAGGUCCAAGGUGUGGCAAUUGGAAAGGAGUUGCAAAAGUUUCUUAUGAAGACAUCAUUGAGCUCGAGGACUCCUUAACUAAGAAGGAUAACUUCUUCUCGGUCAUAUCAGUGACUGGUAAUGGUGAUGUGUUUCUAGAUGCUCAGUACACAAGGGAGGGUGAGAUGGAAGAUGAACGAGUGGACCUUGUUUUGGAGAGGAUCAGGAACAAGUAUGAUUGGAGCAGCACAGACUGGCCAGUUUUAGACCCUGAAGAGACUAAAAUGGAGGAACCCGAUAGCCAUGAUAGAGGGUCAGAAGCUGAUAAGAGCGUGGAUCAUACGGAUGUUGUAGCAGACGAGGAGACCUCUUUGGUUAAGGUUGCAGGAAAAGGCAAGAGAAAGUUUCUUGAUGAAGGAGCAGAGACAAGAAAGAAGAAGGUGCUGUGUAAGCGAUCAGCAGAAAAGUAUCUGACUUUUGGUCUUGAAACUAAGAGUUUCAUUGAGGGUCUUAUCCGCACAUCUGUCACUUCAUUGGGGGAUGUGCUCAGCAUGCAAAUAGCGAAUAUGGAGAGGGUGUUUACAGAGAGGAUGGGGAAGAUGGAGAUUGAGGUUUCACAGCUCAGGGACACAAUCAGUUUGACUGGUGAAGGAAGCUAUCCUAGUAAGAAAGAAACUGAAGAAGCUCCACUGAACAGCAAAGCCAAGCAAGCUCCACCUAAGAGCAAAGGCGGUCAAGCUCCACCUAAGAGCAAAGGCGCUCAACCUCCACCUAAGCGCAAAGGCGAUCAACCUACUGCAACAAAAAAGGUACUACCUAAGAGAAAGUGUAGAACUUGAUGAACCUGGAACUAGGAUGCUUGAGUUAGGGUGCUGGAGCUAGGCUUUUGGAACUUCAUAUUGACUGUGUAAUAUUAUGUAAUAUGGAAUGUGAAACUUUGUGUAAUAGGUUUCUAAAGUGUAAUAUGUUUGAAUGUUUGUGUAUUAAACUCUAUGAAUGUAAUGAUUUGUUUGUGUUAUGAAUAAAUGGCUUCUUCUUAUAUGCAAUGUUUUAAAUUUUAAUGAAUAGGACGGGAAAAAGAUUGCUACAGAAACUAAUGAUUUUGAUUUUGGAUUGAGUACACAAGACUUGCGGGACCUGUCUCAAGCUACAUUUGUUGAGGGUUUUGAUCUGUCUCAAGUGAAAGUUGAGACGUCAAGUAAAUCGAAACCGUUUAACAUGGCUCCACUGCAGUGGAAUGAUGAAGAAAUAGAUCGAACCAAAGAAGACUCGCCAGAUGCCGCGUUGGUGUUUUUCCGUGAAGAGGAUUGGGAAAAAGUUAGAACUUGGUCAACUUCCUCCACGUAAGUACUCUAUUCUCAUUCAACUGUCAUGUAUUGAUACAUUUUAAAUAAAAUAUUUAAAUGUUUCACAAUUUUUUCAUUGUAUUUGGUUUCAGACUUAUACGGAUUGGACCUGCCACUUUAGAUUUUGAGAUUGCUAAUCGUCUUAUGGAUAAAUCUGAGUGGUUAAAUAGCAUGGUAAACCUUAGAGACUAUUAGCUUCCAUUUGUGUCUUUUAAAUACAUUGUGUGUGCUAAGAUUUUCAAAAUAUGCAGGAGAUUGACGCUGCAAUGUACGUAUUCCGGGAGAGAACAUCUUUGAAACGAUGGAGACCUCAUCGUGUCGCCUUCAUGACUGUCGUCUUCAGCAAUAUGAUUAAAAAAGACUAUGGUCAUUUAGAAGCUCAGGGUAGAAAGAGCUACAUGCUUCAUAAUUUGCUACUUCAGUACGGUAAAGGAGUCCUUCCACCACAUGGCAGGACACAUGAGAUAUGGAAUAUAGAUGUGGAUCGCCUUUAUGUCCCUGUUCAUGUCAGUGGGAAUCAUUGGAUCGACUUGUGCAUCAGCUUCGUGACAAGGAGCAUUGAUGUGUUCGACUGCUCGGGUAGGAAAAGGUACAAGGAGGUGGAUGGGUUCGCAAACCUUAUUCCGCGUAUUGUCAAGGCAGUUCAGCCUAUGAGACACCAGAAGGAUUUUGCAGUCGGUGCAUAUACUGUCUCCUAUGUCCCCGUUGGGAAUCUGAAUAAAAGUGCAUGUGACUGUGGCGUCUAUGCAGUGAAGUUCAUUGAGUGCCAUGCGCUUGGAUUGGAGUUGUCGUUGUUGCAUGAUGGUGCAUAUACUGUCUCCUAUGUUCCCGUUGUACACUCUGCUCGAACACACCAAUUGCAUGCAUUAUCCUCACAUCUAACGUACCAAAGUUGUCUAUCCGUUUUGAUAACCUCAUAGUGAAAGUUAUGCUUCAUUGCACAUAUCUCGAAAGUCGCCUUCAGCAAAGUUUUGUUCUCAAACAAUUGUCCCUUCUUAACAACAUUGAGCCCAGAAAACUUUGACAUCUUAUGUAUGUCCUCUUUGGCCGAGAUCAUGGUAUCGGCAUGAUAGGCAUCCUCAUCAACUUCGACUCUUCUAAUCUUUUCUUUCUUUUUCUCGCACUGCCUCUCAACAAACACAGGAGCUGGUUCAUUCCCCCUAUCAACCGAGUUUCCCUCCUCUUGAGCAGUACUUGAAUCAGCUGGCGACUUGUUAAGAUCAAAGUCUGGUUCAUUCAGAUUCUCAACUUUGGCUUUAGAUGUUACACACAAUCGAGUAGAAACAGACUUUUGAACAAAACCAAAAAAUUUCUGAAGCUGUCGAUCAUUUGCAAUGAUCACAGGUGGACAAGUUGAUGUAUUGAUCAACUCAUUAGGUAGAUAACUCAACUCCAAAUCGGGUAAGCUAUCUUCUUCCAUAUCAAAAUCUUCCAAAACCAUUCUUUUAAAAACCUCUAAGGUAGAACUUGAUUCCAAUAACAGUAGCCUAGCCCCUCUCUCAUCAGCCAAAAAAACCCAUCCCGUGGUUGCUCCAAACUCCCAAACACCACAUGUUGUAUAGAUAUGCAUCAUAGAACAAGAGUUUGUGAAAAUCACAAGAUAAACUAUAGAGAAAUCAUGGGAAAAUCAUAGAUUGGUGAAGAAGAACAUUCAAAAUCGUUUUUUUUUUUAAUUUUUCACGAACCAAAUCAAUGAAAACACGUUUUAGGAAGUUAGAAUAUUUUGAGAAUAUUUUAAAAACUGCAACUUCCUUAAUUUUCGAAAAUUCAGUUUUUUUUUAUCCGUAGAAGGCACCUUCUACACUGUGUAGAACAUAACAAAAUUCCAGAAUGUAAUUUCUACACUAUGUGGACGUUCGUGUAUGUUUUAGAUUUUGCAUUCCUGAUAACUUAGAAUACUCAAUAAAAGUAGAAACAGUUUUCUGAAUAAAAGUAGCGAUCAUCACAAAUAGUAGAAUACGUAUUCCCCAUAUUUAUAAUUAUAGUAAAAAGUAGUUUGUACGUUCUAAAACAAGUAGAUGGAUGUCUUCAUUCUAGAAUUCAUUUUCUACGUAUCCGUUUUGUGUAGAAACAGAAUUCUACUUUUAGUAGAACGUAAUUUAAAAAUAUUAUUUAUUAUGUUUUUCAACCCAAAAAAAUAUGUGUUUGUGUAAAUGGAUGUAUUAUUAAUUGUUUAUAUUUUUAAUAAUUUUUUAUUUUUAUAACUAUUUAUUUCAUUAAUUUUAACAUAUGGAAAGGGUAAAAGGGAGAAAAAAUGGACAAAAAAAGUUUUAUACCAUAGGGACAACUAUGCUGUUUUCUUGUUCUCUUUUGGCAAUUUUUCCUU